AUGAAAAGUCUUUUGGUUUUGUGGGUUUUUAUGAAUUUGGAUGUACUGUUAAAGACAGGACUCUGCCAAGACACACAGUAAGUUAAUUAUUUUUGUUGACUAUUAACCCUAUAAUCUUAGUACUUUGUGACUUGAGAUAACAUUUGAAUAAACCUAUGGUAAUGUUUUGUAAUGUUUGAACUUGUUUGGGUUUUUUUUACACCUUAUAGAAAGUAUAGCAUUUGGACAAAUAUUACACCCUGCCUUGAAAACAUUGUGAACUGUUAUUUCUGUCAUUCCUGAGGAGACAAAGUGAUCCUCUAAUAUCUCUUUUUUUCAUUUUUUUUAGUGACCAAAUUCUGUCAAUCACCCCACACACUCAGGAGCAGGUCGAAGUUGUGAAAAACGUGUCUUCUCAAUAUGAGGUGAGACUCUAAUUUUCCUGAUAUCUGUCUUUAAUAGCUUUUUAAAUUGAUCUUCUGUGAGUUUUUAUCAUGUUUCCACUCAGACAGCCCUAUGGCAGCCAGCCUCACAUCAGUACAUCAAAGAAGAAAGCGAGGUCCAUCUGUUUGUUCCCGCAACUACUUUGGAGACUGUGAAGGAUCUGCUGCAGAGACAUUCGAUUACACAUGAGUAUGUUACAUUUCCUGUAAAUCAUGCAUGCAUUAGUCAACAAUUGUUACAUUAUUUUAUGGUCGUAUUUUUACUCCAGGGUGUUACUGGCCAACACCAAUGAGCUGAUUGAAAUGCAGACGAGAAACGACUCCACAGACCCUCGAAGUGGCUCAACUUUCUACGAGAGAUAUCACAGUCUGGACGAUGUGAGCAUUUGCAGCUGCAUCAGGAUAAUCACUCUGUAAAUAAGCUACUUUUUGGUCAAACUGCAUCUAUUAUAAGUGACAAAAUCUUUUCUAGAUCUAUUAUUGGAUAAACAGGACCACACAGGAACACCCCACCACUUUAAGCACUAUUCUUAUUGGCUCAUCAAGUGAGAAGCGACCCCUCUAUGUUCUAAAGGUACGCCCAUAUGUCCCCAGAUUAUUAUAUCAAUAUUUUACUUUUUGCAAACAUUGAGCUCAGUUUAAUCAAAUUCUUGUCAGUUGUCUCUGAAUGAUAGACCAAAUAAAAAAGCCAUGUGGAUUGACUGUGGGAUUCACGCCAGAGAGUGGAUCUCUCCUGCUUUCUGUUUAUGGUUUGUGCAGCAUGUGAGUAAAUUUAAUCCAUCAAAAUAAUAAAAAAAAAAUACACAGUAACAUCUAUUCUUUAUCUUUGUACUAGAAUUUAAAUUCACUGUCCUCUCCCCCUCAGUCUUUGUCAUUUUACAACAUAAACCACGACAUCACUAGUAUCCUAGACAACAUGGAUGUCUACAUCCUGCCUGUUAUGAACCCUGAUGGAUACCACUACACAUGGACCACAGUAAGAAUUCACCGAACACAGCUCAAUAAUGCUUUGAAAGUUACAGACACGGCAAAUUCAGACAGAUUUAGUAGUAGUUCGUAGAAGGGGAAAUUUGUUUUUAAUCUCGUCGUGUACAAAAAAAACCAGAUCAACAGCAGCAAGGACAUCAAAACAUCUUGGCAGCAAAAGAGGGAUGAGAAUAGUGGCAUGUACUGUACAUGAGUUUUUGAAAAGGUUACGAUUUGUUGCUGUUACUAUCUUAACAGCUUUUUUCCUAAUCACUUCCUUGUUGGUACAGUUUAAGUGUUUCUGUGGCUUCCCUAUGAUUUUUGAUGCUAGAUUCACUAUUUUCUGCAGCUUACAUCUGCCUUUUGUGUUUAGGUUACCAUACCACAUUGUCAUGUUAAAGGUCAAGAUUCCCUCUAUGAGGUUCUUAUAGACUGUCUCCAUGAUGUUCCCACUCACUCCAAAGGAGUUGAGCUUGCGUAAUAGAUGGCAGCGUUUAUUACAAGAUGUAAAAAUGGUUUAUCUCAAAUUAAUUUCGUCUCAGAACAGGAUGUGGAGAAAGAACCGCUCCACCAACAAGGGCAGCAACUGUAUUGGAGUCGAUCUCAACAGAAACUUUGAUGCUAACUGGUGCAGUAAGUUUUUACUUUUCCUGCUUUCCUCUUCUUAAAACCAGAAUCAUAUAAAACCCAAAUUCCAAAAUAGUUAAGAGGCUGUGUAAAAUGAGAAAAAAAAUAAUCUUAACUCUAUAUUAAAUACUUAUUUUAAAUUUGAUGUAACAUAUUUCAAAACAGUUGGUUGUGUUGUAUCACUUCACCUGACAGCAACCUGUAAAGAUCUGAAACCCCAGGAGACCAGUUUCUGAAGUUUAACCUGUGAAAUCUCAUCCCAUUAAUGUCUCAUACAAGAUUUCAACUGCUCAAGAGUUCAGGGUCGACUAUGUUGUACUUUGAAAUGACAAGUCAGGACUGUAGUCAGGCCAGUUUAUCAGCAGGACUCUUCUACUACAGAGCCAUGCUGUUGUAAUCUCUGCAGAAUGUGGUUCGUCAUUGUCUUGCUGAAAUAUGAAGGUCUUCCCUGAAAAAGUAAUUGUGUGAGAGACCAUACGAGCCUCACAUACUGAACAGAAGAAAACUUUGUGAAAGCUUCAAGGUGAAGUGCUGGUGUUUGUUGCAGCUGAAGGAGCCUCCCCUGAGCCCUGCACUGAGAUCUACUGCGGCGCCUUCCCUGAAUCUGAGCCAGAGUCCCAGGCUGUGGCCGACUUUCUGCGCAGUCACAAAGACACGGUCCAGCUCUACAUCUCCAUCCACUCCUACUCACAGAUGCUCCUCUUCCCGUACUCCUGCACCCUAGAGGAGGCAGAGAACCACUCUGACCUGGUGAGUGGUUCCAACCAGAGUAUUUGGAGGCUUUACCCUGGCUAUCAAAUGUUUACGUGAAUGUGUUUUCUGUAGCUUGAGAUGGCGGGCGCUGCAGUUCAGAAAAUCCGAAGAUAUUACAGGAACAGCUACAGAUACGGUGCAGGAGCAAAGACAAUAUGUAAGAACAACUUUUUCAUUUUGAAGCAGCAUUGUUAAGCCUUGAUUCGGCCCUUUACAUGAAUAUCACCGUCUGUUUAAUAGACUUGGCUCCUGGUGGUUCAGACGACUGGGCAUACAACCUCGGCAUCAAAUACUCCUUCACGUUUGAGCUCCAGGACCGCGGCCGCUAUGGCUUCCUCCUGCCGCCGUCUUUCAUACCCCAGGCCUGUAAUGAAGCUCUGAUCGGCGUGAAGACAAUCGCUCUGAAGGUUAUAGAGAAAACACCGGCUUCGACGAGCCCUCCUCCAACUUUCUGA
Xyrichtys novacula (pearly razorfish) is the source of this 3223-nucleotide messenger RNA. The record is from the annotation of a GenBank genome assembly. NCBI's taxonomy places the organism in Eukaryota, Metazoa, Chordata, Actinopteri, Labriformes, Labridae.